This is a messenger RNA of Cololabis saira (Pacific saury), 5790 nucleotides long. RefSeq names its product ring finger protein 44 (gene rnf44). The record is from RefSeq and is a predicted model, not a curated record. The transcript has 11 exons. The coding region runs from base 470 to 1792 and encodes 440 amino acids. Lineage: Eukaryota; Metazoa; Chordata; Actinopteri; Beloniformes; Belonidae.
GAAACACACACACGCGCCAACAAUGUUUUCUGCUGUUUUCGCUAGUUGAAGUGACUUUGUUCACGCUUUGAACGAGGGGGGCGGUUUCCUGUUCAGAUUUAAGGUUGCCGUCAGAGAACAGAGUCCUUUAAGCGAUUUUCUGGAGAAAACCGCAGCAGUUUAGGAGCUCUUGUUAGCCUGCUAAGGCUAAAAAGCGAGCUAACAGCCAGAUCCGCUAUUGUCAGAGACGACGUCGUCCGAGGAAACUAAACUACCUCCCGCCUCAACAUGAUGCUCGAUUAGAGCCUGGUGCGUACGAGGAUAAUUGAUGGAGACGCGACUCUUCGGAUGCUGAGACAUCUGCACGUCAUCUUCUCCCAGCGAGCUCGCAACUAGCCAGGAAAGGUUAAGACAAUCAGAGGCAACAUACAAGUGCCUCCAUAAUACGGUUUCCUCUCCCAGAGUGUGACUUGUCUGCACAACGUCACCAAUGCGACCAUGGGAAAUAGCAGUAAAUAGGCUGCCACCAACAGCCCCCUUAAACCCGAGGAGGUUCCUUGGAGAGCCUUGCAACACCCCAGUGCAUCUCAGGAGAAGCCCGCCAGUGAGACGCCAGUGGGGGAGACGAGACAGACCUGUACUGCACACUUCCCCAGUCCAAGAUGAGAACUUCCAUCAGCUGCUUUUCUCCCAGCAUCACCAACAGGUUACUUUAGAUGAGUCCAGACAGUAUAGCCACACCAGCACAGCACCACGCAUGCUUCACCCUGCUGCCCAUCUGCCCCAGCAGAGCCCCAUCAUGGUGGAUCUGCAUGACCAGAUGCACCAAGGAUCCGUUCCAAUAUCAUACACUGUUACAACGGUGACGACCCAUGGAUUUCCCAUCCACACUGGGCAGCCUCUUCCAGGGUGCAACACUCAGCAGCUCCCAGCAUGCUCGGUAAUGUUCAGCGGACAGCUCUCUCUGCUCUGCUGCCUUCCUCCUCCUCUCAUACAGGCAUGUACCAUGCAGCAUAUACCUGUGUCUUAUCAAGCCUUUCCACCCCUGCUCUCCAACGAGCAUUUUGUAUUGCACCCAACCCCAUCCGCGCCCCCCCACCAGCCGCCGCACCUUACUCCUUUGAGCCAAUUUGUCCCUUUACAGCCUCAGCACCCACGCAUGCCUCUGCAGAGGGUAGAGAAUGAAGUUGACCUAAGAGGAGACCAGCACCCAUUAGGCACCUUCUCCUACCCCCCGUCUCAUCACCCACCAGCGCUGCCUCCUUCACUGCCCCUACAGUAUCUUCCGCAAGAGCCUCUGCAUCAGGAGCUUCCCUUCGGAGUGCCAUAUCCCCACGUGCUGCCGCGGCGAGUGAAUGGACAGAGAUAUCGGCUGCAGCAGCCUCUCCCACCUCCUCCUCCCCCUCCGUCUUACUACCCAGGCUUCCUUCCUUACUUCCUGUCGAUGCUUCCUGUGCCUCCAACAGCAGUGGGCCCAGCCAUCAGCCUGGAUCUGGACGUGGACGAUGUGGAGAUGGAAAACUAUGAAGCAUUACUGAAUUUGGCAGAGAGAUUGGGUGAAGCCAAACCACGUGGACUCACAAAAGCAGAUAUAGAGCAACUUCCGUCCUACAGAUUCAACUCAGAGAAUCACCUGUCUGAACAAACGCUGUGUGUCGUGUGCUUUAGUGACUUUGAGUGUAGGCAGCUACUUCGGGUAUUACCUUGUAAUCAUGAAUUCCACGCCAAGUGUGUAGAUAAAUGGUUAAAGACCAAUCGUACUUGCCCCAUUUGCCGAGCUGACGCCUCGGACGUACACCGGGAGGUGGAGUGAGAACAGACUCCGAGUGCGGAACUGGAAAUCCUGACACACCAGAGCCUGUCUCUACGCCGGGGGCACCUACCACCCAACCCGCGUCCUCCAGUAAAUACAGCUUAACAAAACCCACGACUCCUGCCCCUCCCGAAACAAUAACCGGUCCAGGAUUUUCUUCUGGAACUCGUCGUACCACUGCUGUGCUUCAUUGUCCGAGUGUCAUGAAACCCACUGCCUACUGCAGCCUAUAGCCAGAGUUCUGGGAUCUCCAGCCAGUUCUUUCUCUGCCCCCGUGUUGCAGAUUCCAAAGAUUUUCCCUACACUGCAUUAUUUGCUGCUUUUGUUUACAGGGUUUCAUUUAUAUAUAGUGGAUUUGGUUGUGGUGUUCAUGAAACGUGGGAGUCUCGCAUUGUAGGAGACGAGUCGGAAGCCUGGAGGAUGACAGGCUGGACACUUUGUGCAAUUAGCAGAAAACAAAUAGGAGUACUUUGAAAGUGGGUAUCUGUGUUUGGAGGCUACGCCGAACCAUCAUAGAUGCAUGUUUGUGUAGGUGUUGGCUAAAGCAACUUGUUAAUAAUGUAUUUUCUGCAAUAAUGUAUUGAUCCUUUUCAAUGGUUUUACCCCUUUAUUUGUUUUAACUUUUGCCAAUGCUAUUGUGAAAGUGUGACUUGCUGUGGUUACAUGCAGAUUCUGUUAAGCCUGAGGUUAUGGACUGCACGUGAUGGGACAUGCAGCUGCAGGGUAUCUUCUAGCCCUGACGAUGCACUCUGGAACACAGAUCUGCACAAAGCAGUCGAGGAUUAAUGGACUGCGCCUUUUUGAGGUUAUCUGGCAUAACUGCACAAGUGCUACAUCCACCUUCCUUGUCAGCGUUGUUCCUGCGGUGUGUGCGCGCGCGUGUAUGUGUGUGUAUUGUGCGUGUAUGUGUGUGUAUGUUUGUCCUGUUCACAGAGCCAAUGCAUUGUGUAACCACUGGAUACAGGGCAGCAUGCUAGAAUUUGCAUGAACUGUUGAUUCAGACUAGCAAUAUUUUAAUCAAGCAUUGCCACCAAAAUUAUCCGAUUUUAAGAAAAAGAACAAAGAAGCAAACUAAAAGAACUGCUUGCUCACUCUGAACGCGCCAUGAGGGAAGACUAGCAUGUGGUUACACCCCGAAUGUGUUUUAAGAAUGAAGUUUUUGCUGAUGCCAUAGAGCUGUGACGGCCUGUGCAGAAAGCAAUAUGUGCAGCGAGCGGUGAGUUUUAAAUGAACAUUUUCUUCCCCUUUUAGGAAGACUUGGGCUUUUUAUUUCCUUUGAUUAUGAGCCAAAUUCAAUAUACAUAUAUAGCCUACUGUUAAAAUUUCAAAUCUGCCUUUUUAUGACCUUGACAAGCACAAACCUGUUACUAAUUCAGAGAAUACUUUGUCAUUUCCACUUGUUUUAAACGUUUUUGAAAUGGUUUAUUUAUAGGUUUUAUCUUGGAGAGAAAAAUCAUGGAAGGAAACCGUUGGGGCACUAACAACUUGUGUGUAGGAUAUGAAAUGAUGUGGUAAAUUAAAUCCGGUCGUCUUCUUAGACUAAUGGUGUUGGAAAAGAGAGCAAGUGUACGUCUAGCUUCAGUGAAUGCUUUUAGAUAAACGUUUGAAGACAGACGAAUGUUGAAACCCCUCGUAGAAGUCGCUGGUGACGCUCCACGUAACAGCAGCUGCCUGUAUUUCACAGCGGUCAGAUCUGGCUGGGAGUGAUGCAGAGCUGGAGUGCUCAGUAGUGUAGAAACACUGUUCAGACUUCUCGUGCCCUGCUUGUGUGAACACUAUAAAAGGACAUAUUUGGGGCGGGAGGGGGAAGAAAUGAACUCUGCUUUGGAUUAACGCUCUUCUUUUAACUGCCUCAGUAAGCACUAACAGGCAGUUGUAACCUUUGCUUUGAUGUGUAAAGGCAUCUAGCCUUUUUCUUUACUUUAGUUUCUUAAGUGAAUGUGAGUCUUUGACGUGUGCCACCUUCAAGAGGAGAAAAAAAAAAAAAGAAGCCAUUUAAUAAGUUAAACCCACAGCUUUGAGAAUUAACCUAUGUGUACAUAUCUAUUCGCUGGCAUAUAUUGUACGUUUUUAAAAAGAAAAAAAAAUCACUCAGGGCCUCUCGGUAUAUAAAAGUAAAGGAGAACAGUCCAUUUCAAAUGGAAAGAAUGCCAUGAAAAGGGUAUAUCUGAAUUUACUUUGGUCGUUUUCCUCAGACCAUAAAUGAUUUAAUGUAAUCAAUUAUAAUAUUCCGUUUUGUCUGAAAUAGUUGAUAUUACUCUGUUUAAAGACAGGCAUGCAAGGAGAAAAAAAAAAAAAAAAAAAAGAUCGGUAAAUAUGUUAACAAUAUUCACUGAAAAGAAGCAAUGUACACUGCAAGUCAUUACAAGUGUAAUAUUCAAGCCUGUUUGACUUUUGUUCAUGUACUCGAACCAUAUGUUCAGACAUAGCGGUUGUGAUCCCAUCUCUAAAUGUGCCACCGUGCACACUAUCCUACCUAAUUCACUCCUAAAUCGACUUAAGAGGUGUUUGCAUGACUUUAGAGAAAAAAAAAAGAAGUAAAACAAGUGAUAUAGUGCAGGAUAUCUUAAAAUCUGGCGGGGGACCUAUUUAAUGGUGCACAAUAUGCAUGCUUGUCAACCAGAUCCCAACUGAUUUAUUUUUUUCUUUCUUUUUUUUAAUUUUAAUUUUAAAUUUUCUUUUUAGCUCUAGUUGGCUUUGGGUUCUGGGAGUUUGGAUCUUAACGCUCAGCUGAUAACUGCCAUGCAUUGUACUGCACACAUUUGUAAUAGAACUGAAUGACUACAAGAUUUUAUUGCGCUAACUUCAUUUUAUAGAAAAGAAAUGGAAAAAAAAAAACUGGUCUUGAGUCCAGAAAUUCUUACAUACAUUGUGUUACUGUUAUUGCCCUAACGACUGAAAAUGACAUGCUCUGAAACUACUGUAGUCUAUCAAAAGCCAUAGUGAAAAGGUGCUAGAUGUUCUGCUUUUAGGUAUGAAAACUCACUUGCGUGAAUGCAAUAGUUUGUCAUGGAUCUCAUGUAUUCUUGAAGCAUGUUAUACCAAUACCCCUAAACAAUGUCAGUGAAAAUCUAUAUAGUUUAAGGGAUUAAAAAAAAAAGAAAAAAGAAUAAAGUGUUGUCAUACUUAUUUCAGUGUAGUACUGUAUCUGCCUAUCAGGCUGUUGCUCUGAGUGUAUAAAUAUCUUAAAAUAUAUUGUUCACAUAUAGAUACCUUUAAUUAAUGUUAAUGUUGGCACUAUUCUGUUUGGGAUAAAUAUUUAAUUGACAAUAUCCAGCUACCCUCUUAAAGAAAAAAAGAAGAAAAAAAAAAGAAAUUCCCAUUAAGAUCUAGGCAAUGAGCUAAUUUUUAAUGACACCUGAGAAUAGAGUCUUGUAGUCUUUCUGUUAAGAGUUAAUGAAUAAUCUCACAGCUUGUGUGGUGCAAAAAUGUUUUCCAAUAAAUAAGCAGCUAAAAGUUUAUUUAGGAUUUGUGAUUGAUUGCUCCGUAGAUGCCAUUCCUUGUUUACCAAUGAUUUGUUUUUCUUUUCCACUGGUGGGAUAGUGGUUUACUGUUCUUACUCUCCGCGGCCUCCAGGGUCCUCGCCUGAACGCCAGACUACCCACCACCACCAGAGCCAGGGGCAUGUGUUCUGUGUUAGGCAGAUGUUUUGCUUUGGUACUUGCACAUUUACAGUUACCUCAUUUUUUCCAUGUUUGUAUCGGGGGGUGGGGCGGGGGGAGAAAACAACUAAUAUAUAUUAUAUAUAGGAAAUGGUUGUUAUUAAUGUUAUAAUUUUUCAUUCCAUUGGAAUCAUAUUGUUUGUAGCAUUUAACAUAACUAGUUAGUGUAUUAUAUAUACACACAUCUGUAUACUGUUUGAAAUUUUUAAGAUUUGUACUUUUUUUAAAUGAAAGUUGCUAGUUAUGCUUUACCAAGUAGUGCAAUCAUUUUUUUUUUAAUUGUUGUGGCUGAUUUGAGAGGGUUGUUCACUAAUAAAUGUAUGACGUAUACCAAUA